UUCUGUCGCGUUACAUUCUAAUUUAAUCCCUACAUCUGCUAACAUCUGAAACCUAGCUAUGGCCCGCACCAAGCAGACCGCACGCAAGUCCACGGGAGGGAAAGCUCCUCGCAAGCAGCUGGCCACCAAGGCCGCCCGUAAGUCCGCCCCUGCGUCAGGAGGCGUCAAGAAGCCCCACCGCUACCGCCCCGGCACGGUGGCCCUUCGGGAGAUCCGUCGCUACCAGAAGUCCACGGAGCUGCUCAUCCGCAAGCUGCCCUUCCAGCGCCUCGUCAGGGAGAUCGCGCAGGACUUCAAGACGGACCUGCGGUUCCAGAGCGCGGCCAUCGGGGCGCUGCAGGAGGCCUCCGAGGCUUACCUGGUAGGCCUGUUCGAGGACACCAACCUGUGCGCCAUCCACGCCAAGAGGGUCACCAUCAUGCCCAAGGACAUCCAGCUGGCCAGACGCAUUCGAGGAGAAAGAGCCUAGAGACCUUCAGGCUCGGGGUGUGUCGUCGGCGCCGCCUCGCAUUCCGGGGUGUGUCGUGGCGGGAUGUGUCGUCGGCGCCGCCUCGCAUUCCGCGCCAUGGAUGCUGUCCGGAGAAGAACACUUGUCCGUUUAGCAUAAAGCGCCUUAACUUGAGACUGAAACGCUUUCUAGAAUGAAAAGACUAACAUUUCCGGUGAUAAUGUUAUUGUGCUUAAUGAAAGCACUUGUUUCUUACUUGAUGUCAUUUCUCGUUUCACAAAACCUCUAGUGUAUCGCUGGAAAUAAACGCAUGCUAAGAA
Messenger RNA from Penaeus monodon (black tiger shrimp), 768 nucleotides. Its product is annotated as histone H3.3A-like. Bases 59 to 469 code for a protein of 136 amino acids. NCBI's taxonomy places the organism in Eukaryota, Metazoa, Arthropoda, Malacostraca, Decapoda, Penaeidae. The record is from RefSeq and is a predicted model, not a curated record. The transcript has a single exon. Gene Ontology annotation, cellular component: nucleosome. Gene Ontology annotation, molecular function: DNA binding; structural constituent of chromatin; protein heterodimerization activity.